UGACCGCGCGCCCGCGUCCGCUAUUAAGCGUCCGAUUUCGCGUAGCCGCCGUUUUCGCCGCGUGCCCGCGCCUCUCACCGCGCCGAAAAAGCCGUCGGCCGUACGGCCAUGUUUGCCGUGGGAGCCCGAGAUCGCGUUCCCGCAUCGGGAAUCCACACGACGCCCGCGAUGGCGAAAGUUGUCGGAAGGUGCGGUGUCGUCGUCCCGCCGCCGGCGGUCGCAACGGCCGCGCGCGAAUCUCGUGCCGCCCGGAAGCGCGGCCGCGAGGGAAGCCACGACGACGUCGAACGGUACUCUCGUUGGCCUUCGACGCGAGACGACGACGCUCGCCAGCCGGUUAGCUGGCUGGCUUCGUCCGUCUGUUGCUGCGUAUGUCGCUCCUCGGACCCUUGGGACGGUAUGUGCGUAUCCCGGCUUCCCGGCCGCACGUGGACCUCGCUCGAGACUCGAUCCAUUGUUUUCGCCACGUUGGCGUGAGUCGCACUAACACCAGCGCUGAACUCCCCGGCCGCGUCAACCGACAUGUUUCGUCUGCUAUAGCUUAACGUUAACCUUCCACGAGCGCGGAGAAAUAAUGAAUCGGACGACGACACGAUUUUGUCGUGAGACAUCGCAAUGGAGCAGCUCAGCGAAGGUCAGGCGGUUGUGGUGGGUGGUACGGGAGGAACGGUGCAGGUCGUUCAGAUGGGUCAGGGUGGCCAGGCUAUGAUGCUCCCGCAGGCCAUACAGGUGGCUGCUCCCAACGGACAGAUCCAGGUUGUACCUGUGUCCAGUUUAACGAACACAGGCCAGCAGAUAGUUAUUCAGCAGCCCCAAACGCCACAGAUCAUUCAAACACCCGAUGGACAAACUUACAUUUAUCAACCUGUCCAGCUGGAAGGACAAGUUCAACAGACGCAACCGACAGUUAUAAAUAUCAAUGGCAAUCUCAUGCAAAUCGCUGGGACUACGACGCAGGCCACCACCAACACGGCUACCACAUCGCCGGUACAGCCUCUGGCUAGUCCUACAGCAACAGUAUCUCAGGCAGGAAAUGUUGUUAUGAUGGUGCCGGGAAACAGCGGACAGACGCAGUUCCAGAGAGUCGCCUUACCUAAUGCCGAGUUUCUCGAAGAAGAACCAUUAUAUGUAAACGCUAAACAAUACAGGCGUAUAUUGAAACGUCGUCAGGCACGCGCGAAAUUAGAGGCCGAAGGAAAGAUACCUAAAGAGAGACCGAAAUAUCUUCACGAGUCCCGACAUCGACACGCGAUGAACAGAAUUCGUGGUGAAGGUGGCCGUUUUCAUUCCGGUCAAGUGAAAAAGCGGAAGUAAGUCUCCUGUAAAAAAAAAAAAAUAAGGAGUCACGUGUCUCUCGGUCAUGAUUUUGCGCGAGGGUGUAAUUAUUUCAUUUUGUUAGUGCAAAUGCAAAUUUCGUGAUUAAACAUGUCGCAAUUUCAAUCGGCAACAAUAUCAUUCAUACUACAGCAAUAACAGCCGAAAAUAUAGGUAUAUCGUAUUAACAUACGAUAUCAUCGCGUAGACAGUCACGAUGUUACGAUACGAUCGAUACCGUUGGAACCACAAAAGAAACACUUUUACGUUUUGUUUCUUCUCCGGCCAAUGCCGAUCUUGCGAUUUUGCGGAAGUGUAAGUUGCAUUUGCCGUUUCUGAUUAUUUAUUGCAAAAAUGAAAUAAUACCCUGCAAAAUAUGAUCUCUGAUGACAAUAUUGUCAGAUAAUCGUUUAUAUAAUGUAAAUAAUUAAAUAUAAAUUUGAUUGAAAGAGAAAUAAAAUGUAAGAAGUUUAUAUGCUUUAUAAGUAAAAGCAAAAUGUAACAUUUGUUCGUUUAGUUAUUGUGAUUAAAUCGUAUUUGUUUUUUUGUAAAUAUUUUUAUCCAGGCGUGACGUAUGUAUAUACGUACGUACGGAACCAUAAGAAUAUCAUAGUAUUGUAUACAGGAUGUUAAAAAAGAAAACUUGGAAGUUUAAAAAGACGAUUAAUAAAUUCGUAUUUUUUUAACAGACUCUGACUUUUGUGUAGAAUCCUUAUUUGAAAUGUAACUGCAAAAAUAUGUUAUUGAACACAGACUAGUAUUUGAUAAUACGAUAAAUGGUUACAUCUCUUGAUAUUUUGCUAUGAAAAAAAAGGUCUUAAAAUUGGCAAGAUAAUCUGCAGAUGAACACCGUUUCUGUAGCAUUCUGUAUACAUACACAUAGGUAUCAUUAAUCUCCCAGUAUUUACGCAUUCAUAUGAUAGUUUUAUAGUAGUUCGAUAGACAUAUAACAGCUUUACUUCGGUAAGGCAAUGCAUACCGACUACACAAAUGGAAAAUUAAGUUGUACCUGGGGAAAUUUUAAUUACACAAAUGGAGUAUAUCACUUAAUCAUAUUCUAUAUAAGCACAAAGAUCAGUCACCGAACGUGUUGAAUUCAACUAAAACUGAGAUAUUGUGAAGUGAGAGAGACUGAAUUAUAAUUUAUAAAUUAUUAAUUGUCAUAUGCGAAGAAUCCGUUUUACAGAUAACAUCAGGUUGCUCUUUCUGUGCAAUCCCGGGAAAGAAUUUUCCAUACAUAAUUAUACGUUAUAAAGCCGUCACAUAUAUAAUAUAUAUAAGUAUAUAAUGAGUUAGAUAUGAUUUAUGUAUAAUUAUAUGUAUUAUAUAUGAGUGGUUUUUUCCCAGGAUUUCAUAAUGUGAGGCAUAAGUCGCAACGCGCCUUAAGUCCGUGUACAACUUUGUAAGAGUAGUCGGAAGUGAGAAGGUGCGAUAUGUGAGAGCUCAUCAGUGAUCAGUCUUGACUAUUGUUCACGACAGUGUGAAAGAGAUUUGCGAUGACGUAUUUAUGUCCAGCGCACGAUAUCCGAUGGAAAAACUUAUGUUUGGAAAUUUCCAGAAGAUACACUUUCCUGCCCAAAUACUGGUUGCGUUGCAAAACUCGUCGGGAAUGAUGUCCGCGCCUCUUUGUUUCCGAUGUUGUUUGAUCGAGCCUAUCACUUUCUGUGAAAUGAUUAUACUGUUAAGGUACAAAAAUGAAUGUCUGCGUAGCAACACUUGUAUGUAAUCUCUCGUGAUCCGAGAUAUCGAUUCCGUAUACAUUUUACAAAUAAGCAAUUUCCGAGCGUAGGCGCGUAAUUUAUGCUGAAAAUACGAUGUUUCAUGGUGCAAAGGUUCUUGCUUUGUUUUACAAAAUCUUGCGUAUCUUGAGAUAUUUAGUGGUAUAAACAAUUUAAUAGGCAAAUUUGUUACACGUGUUACGUAGGCAUCUAAGGAAAACUGAAGGAACGUCUUUGCGUAGCUCUGCUAGACACCGCUGAGACACAAGACGGUGAAACGCAAACGUCAGUAAGACACGAGCAAUUAGUUACUACAAGUCAAUACACUUUCUGCGAGUGAGUUCGUCGUGAUCAAGUCAAGGUGGAAUUACGACGCGAAUGUGCCGAAAAUUGAUGCCUUAGCGCGCCCAAUACUCGUUUCUUGCAAUAUUCCUCGAAGAAUGACUCUGGGGAGUAGUUUUUUUUUUAGUGAAAACUCGAGACUUUCUCAGAUGCUUACGUGUCGAAUUUGAAGUAUUUAUAUUCACUAGCACUUAUUUUUUAAAGCGAGCGUGAAUGGGCGUGUUGUAAACCGUCUGCAAUAGCCAUAAAGUAAUAAAAAUGUAAGUUAAUUGACCAAAGCACAGUCGAUUAUUCUUGGACUUUAAGAAUCCAAUUGGCCGAUCAGCUUACUGCUUACAUCUUGCUUACAUUUUAUGGCUAUUGUAGACAAUCCUUUAAUGAGCAUGCGGCGUGCGUGUGUACGUUUGUACUGCCUACACCAGAUAUGUAAAUAAUUACGAAAGUAAACAAACGGAUAGCGCCUGUUUCGACGUGGAUAUGCGCGUGGUGUGAAUAAUGAAAAUUUGUACAGUCGUGGGCUAAGCGAUUAUAGCAAAUAAUUAGUGAUAUAACGAGGAAAUUAUGAGAUGAAAUGGAAUCAUGUGUGCAUGAAAGAACGUAAAUUCUGUUUUCUACUAACUCGUGUGUGUAUGUGUACUACACAUUUCAUUUCACCACCGUGUCGUACGCGCGAUCCCGACAUAUCCCUGCGCGCGCGAGUCCCACGUCCUCGACUUGAUAAUUAAGCGAUAUAAAAUGGCUGUUUCAAAAGCGUACCUUCUCGAUGGUACGGAGGGAAACUUCGCUUCGGUAUUCGCUAGCGAUCCGAUUCAGCGAUCCGAUCCCACCACGGUACCCUUUGACGGCCUCUGCGCGGUUCAAUACGUGUUCUGCGUUCGAGAUGCUUUGUAAUGCAAUCCUCCGCUCUCUACUUCGAUGUGUCGAUAUACUCGGAAUUCCCGGCGAUCCAAGAAAGAAAGAGGAUGAUCUCUCUGAAAAUUGAAUUACGCGAAUAAGACUGAAUCUGCAAUAGAUAUAGUGAGCCAUUGCCGAAGCUUUUUGCUUCAAGUGCUAAAUUGCAACGUAAUUUCCAACAAAAAGCUUUCCCGGCGCUCCUAGGUUGUCGCAAUUCCCAAGGUAGCAUUGCUACAACUUUUCGUCAGAAAUUACGUUUUAUAUUUUAUUACUCAAAGCGAAAGGUUCAAGGCUUGCUAUACCUAUUGUAGAUCUGGAUUAAUCAAGAGAGAUACAUCGAUCGUCACGUAAGGCGACGGCCAACACGAUUGUUCCGACUAUAGGAAACGACUGAUCCCCUUCUGAUAUUCGAGAUAAAGUCAUUUUUUGUUGAGCCGUCUUAUUAGUCGAGGAGCCUUGCCAGGUUCUCUCGAGUGAUCCAGUUGAUACGUGCAGACUACGUCAAGAUUUCUCUUUUUCGCGUUCUAUUUAAUUUUGAAUCCGGCAUGACGCGAGAUGGAGUGUAUCGCUCGAACGAGGAAACCUAUCGUGUAUCUAUAAUUUCAAGGAUAUUCGAUUACGUCUUGUACGCAUCGUAUCUAUAUGCGCCUUGAGGAGAGGAAGGUCAGAGUCGGAACGGUUAAUUUGGAGCAUGAUAGCGGAAAUAAAAGAUAAAGGAGAAAAAAUGG
Dinoponera quadriceps is the source of this 4996-nucleotide messenger RNA. RefSeq names its product nuclear transcription factor Y subunit alpha (gene Nf-YA). Gene Ontology annotation, cellular component: CCAAT-binding factor complex. Lineage: Eukaryota; Metazoa; Arthropoda; Insecta; Hymenoptera; Formicidae. The transcript is spliced from 5 exons. Gene Ontology annotation, molecular function: DNA-binding transcription factor activity, RNA polymerase II-specific; RNA polymerase II cis-regulatory region sequence-specific DNA binding. Bases 616 to 1314 code for a protein of 232 amino acids. The record is from RefSeq and is a predicted model, not a curated record. Gene Ontology annotation, biological process: regulation of transcription by RNA polymerase II.